AUGGCUCCUUCCUCUCCUCUUUGCUUCCUCCUUGACCGUAUACCCUUCCUUACUCAUCCUCCGUCCAUCUACCUCUCCUUCUCUUCCUUCCGUCUACCAACUAGCACACGGCGCUGUCGUGUCCAAGCCGUGACAACUCAUCCGCAACAUGCAAAGGAUCCCCCUUCCUUUGACACGUCUUUGGGGACGUGUCGUGGCCAUGAGCUGCCCCCAGGUAUAAUUUGCCUAUACAUGAUUUCUCACCCGCCGCCAGCUUGCAAUUUGCAUGACAACGGACCUAUGCGCCCAAAGUGGGUAAAGUCUACCCGCGCAACUCGGUGCAGGGGAAAAUAAAGACGAUGCGUCGCAGCAUCAUCCCGUCUGCUCUCGGCCGGCGUGGGGCGUGAGCGGGGCCUUGGGUGCUCGAUGCCAGAGGUGUCGGUCCAGAUCGUGACCAGUGUUGUUCCUGUCCACUACCACGACCUCCGCCGGACAACCUCCUAUUCUCACCACCACAAAGCUUGAUUGCCUCCCGCUAGCCAAGAGCCCGAAUCUUGCCAGCCUUUGGCACUCCUGUGCUUGUCGUUCAACUUGCCUGCUGUAGCCCUCGUGUCUAGUGCCACUGACACCAUUCCGGCGCCAGCUCUCGCUCCAGAUUGGCUUGCCCAUCCGAGGCGCUUCUCGCCUGCCCAGCCGCCGUCGCCCCCGACAUCAUCAUUAUCGUCGUUGGAUACGUGCCAUCGCAAUUUUCGAAUCACAAGUCGAAACCUACAGCCAUUGCAUCAACAAAACCACGCAUUUGCCAUGCCUCUUGGUAUUUUGCAUAGCCCCAAUUCCCAACCAACUUCAACCAAGGAACCUCAUCCGUAUCCAUACUUUUGCCGUUGCCCGCAUCCAAACAGGACUGGCAAGCGCGCGGGUCGUACUGUUUGAUUGAUGGCUUGAAUUAAUCAAUCGUUCAAAUUAUUAACCCGAUGCACAAUGACGCCCCGUCUCCAACCGCUUCCCUACCGAUUCCCGUGAUAUCAUGAUUCUUGAUUCUUCCCCGUACAACAUAAUCGCAAGCAUCAUGACAAUAAUCGUUACACAUCUGCUUGGCAGGGGGAGCGUGUACGCCCAACCGGCUUUUUGACCAUUUCGCCACCAAGCUCCAUCUCUGAGCAUCUAUUCCCCCCUCUGCCGUCUUCGGGUCUUGGUUUUUCUCGAUAUUACCGCCGUUGACCGUCCCAAUUGCACGAGAUCUGCGGUCGUUGUUUCGUCUCGUGCCACUCGCUUGCAUCCGUUUCAAAACCCAUCAAACCCCCUGAUCCCACAAGCCAUCACUCCCUUUCCGAUUCCGCUGAUUACACAUCUCCUCAUAAACAACUUCUUCGGCCGCUAUGGCGACCCGGUCCCGCAGAAGCCUCACCGAUGGUAGAUUAGACAUCCGUGCAGUACAGAACAGCCAAAUGCGCAACGCCGUGGUCGCGAGCUAGCCAGCCGCCAAUUGGCGCGCAACCCGAAACGCUACCUCUGUAACCCUUCCACUCCCAUCACACUACCGCGCCAUCGUCGCGCGACCGUACUCAUGUUUCUCGAGAUUCUGCAGAAGCAUGACAGUGAAAUACAACGUUACAAACACCACGUUGGUCUCGCGUUUUAAGCACGCAGCUAGCAGCUACCGGUUGUGUCACCGGCCCUUUCUGGACAGCCAACACAUCCGGACAUCAACUUCGCGUGAUUCAAUCUCUCUCGCACACUUCCGCAACUGCGUUCCUCAAACACUACUCAUCCCUAUUUCCCCGUGUCCAAUCAACCCCACGCGCCAAUGGAAACAAAAACAAAAACAAAAACAAAUUUCUCUUGCCGAAAAAACGUUUCCGCAAUUGACCCAAACUCCUCUCCCCUUGGUUCCCUGACACGAAGCAAAAGCAAAGCCAUCCCAUUUGAUAUCUAAAUCCGGAAUACCCUGUUAUGAGCAAUCGAGAUCCUUUUCAGCCCAAUAAUCUCUCUCGUACUCCUCGUUCAUGCGUGACAUAGGGGAGCAGAAAUGUCUCAGUUUCCCUUUUCCUGUUCCCGCCGCCACCGCCGCGUACCUGCAUAUGAUGAUAAGGCCGACCACAGCAACCUGCCGCAAAUAGAACGCUUUACCCAAAUCGUACUAUGUACCUGUCUAUCUUUAUAAGAGGUUGAUAGGAAAGGGGAUAGGUAGAUUAUGUAAACUCCACGUGUUUUCACAUAUGAAUAAGGCAUGCGGGGGAAAUCGGGAUGCCUGUGAUGAGUCUCUUGCGCUCCAGCUGUAUCAUUACGGUUGUGAAAGCAGAAGUCUAAGAAGUUGAGGAUGAUCUUCAAACAAUUGUUUCUACCUCAUGAUAAUGACUAACCCUCGGUGUAGCAAAGCAAACGAGGGGAACUCAACAACAAAGAUACAGCGAUUAAAAUCAAACCCAAGUGAACCAUGACAUUACCACUGCUUUCUUUCCCACCCUUCUUUUUCGUCACCAUCACAACUAUCAAUCAAUCCACUCAUAUUCAACCCCCUGAGCCCUUCCACCUCGCCGUCAUUCUCUCGUAAACAAAGCAAAAUCCGCGCACCAAAUAUCGCCACUAUCACCGUUUGCCCCCCUCCACUUCCCUGUUCGUCCGCCAAGCGCAAAUACAAAUACAUGUAAUGCGACAAGUAGGCAGUGCACUGUAGUGUAACGCCAACACAAGCACCGCAUACAUAUUCAUCCACAUCAUCAUCAUUCUCCACUAGAAGAAGAAGAAGAAAAACCUCGGUUAUAGCGAUCGCCUGAAACGGUCGACGAUUGUCGACGUAACCAGUGUGGCGUAUACAUCCUUCGCACCAGAAGAAAGACAAAUAUAAUAUCACAAAAAGUUGACAAUGACGACGACCAUCGCGUUCGCCCGAUAGAUGGGUCACGUGGAUGUCAUGUUUGGACGCUUUUUCUUGUUGAAGUGGGUGGCGAGGAUUGAGGCUGUGCCACUGCUUUCGCGCCCG
This is a messenger RNA of Periconia digitata, 2962 nucleotides long. Lineage: Eukaryota; Fungi; Ascomycota; Dothideomycetes; Pleosporales; Periconiaceae. The record is from the annotation of a GenBank genome assembly.